Molecule: messenger RNA, 693 nt
Organism: Spodoptera littoralis (African cotton leafworm)
Lineage: Eukaryota; Metazoa; Arthropoda; Insecta; Lepidoptera; Noctuidae
Source: the annotation of a GenBank genome assembly
AUGAAAAUAAUAAGUCUUGCUAUAUUUAUUUGUGUGGUCUGUGGGAAGGGCGACGCGGGCGCGAAGGAUGGGCGGCAACAACGAUUGCUAUUUUACGACGAAGAUGGCAACUUAGUGAAAACAUAUCCCAACCCCUACCCAAACAACCCAUUUCUACAGAACUUGAGGCUCAACGCUGGCCACUGGCCGUACUACGGAAGCUUCUUGAACCCAUUCUUUGGUUUUAUUAAAGACUUCGGCAACAUAUUCUCCCUAACAAUUCCAGUAUCAAAUGAGGUGAUAAAACAAAUGCAGAGAGACCCUGCGUACCACAACAAGCUGAUGCUCACUCACACUCCAGACCCGGUGAUUGAGCCAAACCCUCUCUGUGAGGGCAAGAGAGCACAGGUUCCCUCACCGAAACUCUGUAACAACUACCUUAAUUGCUGGGAUGGAUGGGCAGUGGAGCAGGAAUGCCCUCUUGGACUGCUGUUCUCUAAUCAAGGAUACUGUGACUAUUCUGAUAAUGUGAACUGCGAGAGCAGGAAAUUACGCGAACAGCCCCCAACUCAACCACAAUGCAAAAAGGACUUCGAAGCGUUUCGAAAUGCUCUCGACUGUAACGAGUUCUUCGUUUGUGUUGGACGACAACCGGUGAAGUUUAAGUGUCCUGCUGACCUUUCAUACAACCAGGUUGGACGUCCACCCACAUAG